This is a messenger RNA of Haliotis rufescens (red abalone), 1404 nucleotides long. RefSeq names its product DNA-directed RNA polymerase II subunit RPB1-like. The record is from RefSeq and is a predicted model, not a curated record. NCBI's taxonomy places the organism in Eukaryota, Metazoa, Mollusca, Gastropoda, Lepetellida, Haliotidae. The coding region runs from base 13 to 1317 and encodes 434 amino acids. The transcript is spliced from 5 exons.
AAUUGCAAUCAGAUGUUUCCGAAAUCAACAACCAUGGUUUCCCAAGCGUUGAUUGUGGCGUUGCUGUUCACCCUUGCAACGGGCGAGGUUCAGGACAGUAAGUUUAUCAACUCCCUCAAGGACAACUCUCGGCUGAAGAGACAAGCAUCUUACGGAUCAAGCUACUACUACUCUCCGUCGUCUAGCUACAAUGGUUCAUCAAGCUACUACAACUCACCAUCGUCUAGCUACUAUGGUUACUCCAGCUACUACUACUCUCCGUCGUCUAGCUACUAUGGUUCAUCAAGCUACUACAACUCACCAUCGUCUAGCUACUAUGGUUACUCCAGCUACUACUACUCUCCGUCGUCUAGCUACUAUGGUUCAUCAAGCUACUACAACUCACCAUCGUCUAGCUACUAUGGUUACUCCAGCUACUACUACUCUCCGUCGUCUAGCUACUAUGGUUCAUCAAGCUACUACAACUCACCAUCGUCUAGCUACUAUGGUUACUCCAGCUACUACUACUCUCCGUCGUCUAGCUACUAUGGUUCAUCAAGCUACUACAACUCACCAUCAUCUAGCUACUAUGGUUACUCCAGCUACUACUACUCACCAUCGUCUAGCUACUAUGGUUCAUCAAGCUACUACAACUCACCAUCGUCCAGCUACUAUGGUUACUCUAGCUACUACUACUCCCCCUCGUCCAGUUACUAUGGUUACUCCAGCUACUACUACUCACCAUCGUCUAGCUACUAUGGUUCAUCAAGCUACUACAACUCACCAUCGUCCAGCUACUAUGGUUACUCUAGCUACUACUACUCCCCCUCGUCCAGUUACUAUGGUUACUCCAGCUACUACUACUCACCAUCGUCUAGCUACUAUGGUUACUCAAGCUACUACUACUCCCCCUCGUCCAGUUACUAUGGUUACUCCAGCUACUACUACUCACCAUCGUCUAGCUACUAUGGUUACUCAAGCUACUACUACUCUCCAUCGUCCAGUUACUAUGGUUACUCUAGCUACUACUACUCCCCCUCGUCCAGUUACUAUGGUUACUCUAGCUACUACUACUCUCCAUCGUCUAGUUACUAUGGUUACUCAAGCUACUACUACUCCCCCUCGUCCAGUUACUAUGGUUACUCAAGCUACUACUACUCGCCAUCGUCUAGCUACUAUUACGACAAUGGGAAAACGCUCACUGCUGAUGAAAAGGUCCUGAUACUCAACUAUGUGAACGAUGUCGAGAACGAGGCUGUUGAGGCAAAGAAUGCUGCUGAAGAGACGGUUGCGGACAUCGAACAACUCAUCCAAGUCGCCAAGAACCUGUUGAACUAAUGGAUUCACUACGAGCCUGACGGUGGACCUUGAUAGCAAGACAAGUCCAAACCACGGAUGUAGCGUUCAUUAAACGUGUGCCCGUCA